Messenger RNA from Rhipicephalus sanguineus (brown dog tick), 2790 nucleotides. RefSeq names its product signal recognition particle 54 kDa protein (gene Srp54k). Gene Ontology annotation, biological process: SRP-dependent cotranslational protein targeting to membrane, translocation; SRP-dependent cotranslational protein targeting to membrane. NCBI's taxonomy places the organism in Eukaryota, Metazoa, Arthropoda, Arachnida, Ixodida, Ixodidae. The transcript has 14 exons. Gene Ontology annotation, molecular function: 7S RNA binding; GTP binding; GTPase activity. Bases 124 to 1635 code for a protein of 503 amino acids. The record is from RefSeq and is a predicted model, not a curated record. Gene Ontology annotation, cellular component: signal recognition particle, endoplasmic reticulum targeting; cytosol.
GCGGUGCGUUCGCUUCGGCCAGCUCCACGCAGCAUUUCGGUGAAUGCCGUGUCCAGCUGUUUACAGGGACCGUGAGGAGCCGUUUAUUUCGGAAGGCGGGCUCAGGGCCUCAACACCGGCACCAUGGUUUUAGCCGACUUGGGCCGCAAGAUCACCAACGCAUUGCGGUCGCUCAGCAAUGCGACCAUCAUAAAUAAAGAGGUUCUAGAUUCUAUGCUAAAGGAGAUAUGCACGGCACUUCUAGAAGCUGACAUCAACAUCAAGCUCGUGAAGCAGCUCAGAGAAAAUGUCAGAUCUGUCAUCGACAUCGAUGAGAUGGCAGCCGGGCUGAACAAGCGGCGGAUGAUCCAGUCCGCCGUGUUCAAGGAGCUGAUCAGGUUGGUGGACCCCGGUGUCAAGGCAUGGCAGCCGACGAAAGGCAAAAACAAUGUCAUCAUGUUCGUCGGCCUUCAAGGCAGCGGCAAGACCACAACAUGCACAAAGCUGGCGUACCACUACCUGAAGAAAGGCUGGAAGACGUGCCUGGUGUGCGCCGACACCUUCCGAGCCGGUGCCUUCGACCAGUUGAAGCAGAAUGCGACCAAGGCGAGAAUACCUUUCUAUGGAAGUUACACGGAGGUCGACCCAGUGGUGAUAGCUCAGGAGGGUGUCGAGAAGUUCAAGAACGAGGGCUUCGAGAUCAUCGUCGUCGACACGAGCGGCAGGCACAAGCAGGAGGACUCGCUGUUCGAGGAGAUGUUGCAAGUGUCCAAUGCCACCAAACCAGACAACAUCAUCUUCGUGAUGGACGCAUCAAUUGGUCAAGCCUGUGAAGCGCAGGCACGUGCCUUCAAAGAAAAAGUGGACGUCGGUGCCGUCAUCGUCACGAAGCUCGACGGCCACGCGAAAGGUGGAGGAGCUCUCAGCGCGGUGGCAGCCACGCAUAGUCCAAUCAUCUUCAUAGGUACCGGGGAACACAUAGACGACUUUGAGCCAUUCAAGGUCAAGCCGUUCAUCAGCAAACUCUUAGGCAUGGGCGACAUCGAGGGCCUCAUCGACAAGGUCAACGAGCUGAAGCUCGACGACAACGAGGAGCUCAUCGAGAAGCUCAAGCACGGCGAGUUCACGCUGCGCGACAUGUACGAGCAGUUCCAGAACAUCAUGAAGAUGGGACCCUUCAGCCAGAUCAUGGGCAUGAUUCCAGGCUUCAGCAGUGACUUCAUGACAAAAGGCAACGAGCAGGAGUCUAUGGGAAGGCUAAAAAAGCUCAUGACAAUCAUGGACAGCAUGAAUGACCAAGAGCUGGACCACAGGGAAGGGGCCAAGCUGUUCUCACGGCAAACGGGACGGGUCACGAGGGUCGCACGGGGCGCCGGGGUCACCUCCCGCGAGGUGCAGGAGCUCCUGGCGCAGUACACCAAGUUUGCUGCCAUGGUGAAGAAGAUGGGCGGCAUCAAGGGCCUCUUCAAGGGUGGCGACAUGGCAAAGAAUGUGAACCAGGCACAAAUGAACAAGCUGAACCAGCAGAUGGCCAAGAUGAUGGAUCCCAGAGUCCUGCACCAAAUGGGUGGCUUCUCCGGCCUGCAGAACAUGAUGCGGCAACUACAAGGUGCCGCCAGUGGAAACGUCAACAACCUCAUGAACAUGGGAAAGUGAACUGCCCCGCCUCGUACCGGUGUACGACGGCCCUCCUUUUAUAUGAAGCGACGCAGCGCGCACGCCGGAUCAACAUCGAGAAGGCCGGAAGGGCAACGCCACCGCGCCCGUGUCGUCUGUUGCCCGCUCGCAAACGAUUUCUCCUGUUGCCCCCUCUCCCCCACUUCCCUCUGCUUUCUUCUCUCUCUCUCUCCAAAUUGUGUCACUUCACAAAAAACCUAAGUUGCAACAGGUGCAUAUAUCCGAACUCUGCAAAAAACUCUCCGCGCAUAGUCCAGCCCUUUCACAGUUCUUCACGAACAUCAUUUCUGCAGUGUCACACUCUCUCGAUGCGUUUCGUCACCUCUCAGUUGGCUGUCGCGGCCAUGACACACGUUUGCACUCCCGCGCUUUCUCUUCUCCCACACGGUGUCGCAGACGCCGGGGCAAACAUUGCAAUCGGUUCACAAGUGCGCAUAUUCAAUCUCUCUCUCUUGUCUGGUGUCGGUGCUCUUUGCAACUCGUGAGUGACGCUGGAACAUCUACAAUUUUGCCGAGCGCGUGUGCAGCGAUGCUUCACAACGUUGUACUGCAACGUGACGGUCACGUCCGCCGUCGUUGCAGCGGCAGUGACGCUGCAGGUUCUUUCUUACUACUAGCGUGCCGUGAAGGUAACGGGUCGUUUCUCGAAUGGGCCGGCCGCGUUGUACGUCGCAAGCUUAGAGUAACUCUUUCCAAGUAUGGACGACCGAGUGAUCCUGUGAAGAGACGAUGACAGCAUUGUUGUACUUGUUUUUGUUUUUUCUUUUUUUAAAAAGAAAUUAGUGUCGUCAUUUUGCUCAGUGCAAGCUAUUUCCGUUGCCCAAAUUACGUUACGUGCUCACAACGCCCAUCCUGAAACAUAGUACCGUUAAGCGUUGUGUUCGUGGGCCGGUGCAACCCUUUUUUUUCCACGUUGACAGUUUUAAAUUCUCAGUGACGUUUACCUCAUGUUGCUCUCGCUGUAUGGUUGGGGAAACGGGAAGGACUCUUUUUGUACAGGAAUCGUGUUUUUGGACACGUGCAUAUAGAAAUGUACGGCAAAUGGCAAUUUUGUUCUUGCUUUUUUUUUUUCUUCUAAAUGUACAGAAUACAUUUCGACGUGACGACAAUGCAUUUCUUGAUAAAAAAAAACAA